AUGAAAAGAUAUUUCAGCAGCUGCUCCAGACAGCAGUUUUUGUCGAGAUUCCAAAAACAUGUUGCCAACACAGCGCCAAAAGAACAUGUGGUACGUGAGCUGGUGCGGCCAGUGGGGCUCCGCGAGCCUCCAAGCGGAUCCACCAAAUACCAAGAGGGUAACUCAUUCCGCGAAUUGUUCGACGACGCCAAGACAAACCAGAGGGCGCGCGAGCUGGAGCUGCAGUUUAGCAAGGGUGGGCUGUUCGACGUUUACACCUUCCGUAAGACACAGGGUAAGUUAUUCCUGUCACCACAGUCGUUCUGGCGAAAGGACAGGGCGCUUUACUUUCCACACAUGCACGGACGCAGCUUGAGCGACAGCAAGCCGCAGAACGUGGAGGACCUUAUGCGAGGUAAGAUUUCGGUGGUACGCAUAUUCACGAGUGCCGCUGGGGAUGAGCUGGGCAAGUCGUACUUCCGAGGCGAUGGCAGCGACUAUCUCAAGGAUGAGAGCGCGCUGAACGGGCCGGAGGAUUCCGUGCCGACGCAAAUUGUGGAGCUCAACUUAACUGAGAACUUUUUGAAGGCCGUCUUUGCGAAACUUGCGAUUGGGAAGCUCCGUUCGACGGUUCCUGCAGUGCGCCACAGUCGCUAUUUCAUAGGUGACCGCGACCAACUCCCAUUUGGCCUCCGCGAGGACCUUCAGAUUAACAAUUUAUACACGAGCUACGUGCUGCUGGUGGACCCCGCACUCAAGAUUAGGUGGAUGGGCUGCGGCGGGGCCGACAAGAAGGAAUAUAACCUGCUGUGGCGGUGCGUGCGCGGUCUGAAGAAGGAAGAAUCAGCUGGGAAGAGCCAGCCGGAACCGAGCGCUAACGAGUCGAGUAUCCGUCGUCAGUGA
Molecule: messenger RNA, 882 nt
Organism: Lachancea thermotolerans CBS 6340
Lineage: Eukaryota; Fungi; Ascomycota; Saccharomycetes; Saccharomycetales; Saccharomycetaceae
Gene: ATP10
Product: Atp10p
Exons: 1
Coding region: 1-882 (293 amino acids)
Biological process (GO): mitochondrial proton-transporting ATP synthase complex assembly
Cellular component (GO): mitochondrial inner membrane
Source: RefSeq, a predicted model, not a curated record